UUCACAUCCAUGGGGAACACGCACGCGCCCCGCCAAACCCAAGAAACCGCGACGUCUUCCCGCCAAUCGUUAUCCAGGAAGUCAUAUACUCUCUCCCUAGCUAUGGAGGAGUCGGUACAGCAGAGCUUGGGAUUCUAAGUGAAGUGACGACAUAAACAGCAACUAUCGGCAAAAAGCUCCCUUUGAGAUUUAGGGCUAAUCUUACCAAUUUCGUCGUUUCACUGUAAAAUGGGGGACGCUUUUGAAGAGCAGAACAAGCUUCCGGAGCUAAAACUCGAUGCGAAGCAAGCUCAAGGGUUCAUUUCAUUCUUCAAACGCCUACCCACCGUGAGCGAUUUUGUCGAGUUUCUCUUUUACGACGCUAGAGCUGUUAGAUUUUUCGAUCGUCGGGUUAGUGCUGUUCUGGCCCUUAUUAUAAGUGUUAUUAUAGGGGGUACACUCAUUGUUGAGCAUUGUUCUUCCUUUUUUCUUGUCGAUUUCCAUGACUAUUACACUGCGCAUGGGGAGAAUGCAACUUUUAUUGCAAAGACCUAUUACCAUACUACAACUGCUGUGCGUCAACUGGGAAGUGGUCCCGAUGCCAUUUCCAGUGUUAGUGUGAGUAAGAAUAUGUUCGAGACUGUUGCUCGGGAUCUUCUUCUGGAGAGGACUGAUCACACUGUCGAGCUGUAUGAGGGCAGUGGAGCCAAUUGGAGACUUGUGAAAUGCGCAACACCUGGAAAUUUAGGUGGUUUUGAAGAAGUCCUGUUUGCUAACAAUGAGAUGCAAGAUUCUCCGGUGAUUGUUGCUGUUGUUGCAAAUUACCGUGAAAGCGGAUUCACUGUUGGAUUGAGCUAUGUCAAUCUUACCAAAAGGUUACUUGGACUGGCAGAUUUUCCUGAUGACAGCCACUUUACAAACUUGGAGUCAGCUCUUGUUGCUCUCGGUUGCAAGGAGUGCCUUCUUCCAGCAGACAUUGUCAAGUCCAGUGAAUAUAGGCCACUGAAUGAUGCACUGUCCAGGUGUGGUGUAAUGGUAACCGAAAGGAAAAAAUCAGAAUUUAAAGGAAGAGAUUUGGUGCAAGAUCUCGGUAGGCUCGUAAAAGGCUCAACGGAACCAGUAAGGGAUCUUCUAGGGGCAUUUGAAUACGCACAGGGGGCUCUCGGGUGCAUAAUUUACUAUGUGGAUCUUCUUGCUGAUGAGAGAAAUUAUGGAAACUACAGAAUCCAACGAUAUGACCUUGAUAGUUACAUGAGAUUAGACUCUGCUGCCAUGCGGGCGCUAAAUGUCAUGGAGAGCAAAACUGAUGCUAACAAGAACUUCAGCUUGUUUGGUCUCCUUAAUAGAACAUGUACUGCAGGGAUGGGCAAGCGUUUGCUGCACAUGUGGCUGAAACAACCUUUGCUAGAUGUAGAUGAGAUAAACUGUAGGCUGGAUUUGGUACAAGCUUUUGUGGAGGAUACUGUCCUACGCCAUGGCCUAAGGCAGCAUUUAAAAAGAAUCUCAGAUAUAGAGAGACUUGUGCGCUCUCUUGAGAAGAAGAGAGCGGGUUUGGUUCAUGUUGUUAAGCUUUACCAGUCAAGUAUCAGACUCUCAUUCAUCAAAAGUGCAUUAGAGCAGUAUGAUGGCCAAUUUGCUUCACUGAUCAAGGAAAGAUAUUUGGAUCCUCUAGAAAAAUGGACUGAUGAUAACCAUUUAAACAAGUUUAUUGGUCUUGUGGAAGCGUCUGUUGACCUUGAUCAACUUGAAAAUGGAGAAUACAUGAUUUCAUCCGGAUAUGAUCCACAGUUAUUGGCUUUGAAAAAUGAGCAAGAUUCUCUUGAACACCAGAUACAUGAUUUGCAUAGAAAAGCAGCUGACGACCUUGAUCUGGUUCUUGAUAAAGCUUUGAAAUUGGAGAAAGGGACACAAUAUGGAUAUGCUUUUAGGAUUACUAAAAAGGAGGAGCCAAAAGUGAGAAAGAAGCUGAAUACCCAGUUUAUUGUUCUUGAAACUCGAAAGGACGGUGUUAAGUUCACAAACACAAAGCUUAAGAAAUUAAGUGACCUCUACCAAAAGGUUGUUGAGGAGUACAAAAGUUGUCAGAAAGAAUUGGUUGCCAGAGUGGUCCAGACUGCUGCUAGUUUUUCCGAGGUGUUUGAAGGAUUAUCGUGGUCACUCUCUGAAUUGGAUGUUUUGCUAAGUUUUGCUGAUUUGGCUGCUAGCUGUCCCACUCCUUACACACGUCCAAUCAUCACUCCUUCAGAUGUCGGAGAUAUUAUUUUGGAAGGGAGUCGACAUCCGUGUGUUGAAGCUCAAGAUUGGGUGAAUUUUAUUCCGAAUGAUUGUAAACUAGUCAGGGAUAAGAGUUGGUUCCAUAUUAUUACAGGACCAAAUAUGGGAGGAAAAUCAACAUUCAUUCGACAGGUUGGUGUGAACAUUCUGAUGGCACAAAUUGGCUCUUUUGUCCCUUGUGACAAUGCCAGUAUUUCUAUACGUGACUGCAUUUUUGCUCGUGUGGGUGCUGGUGACUGCCAGCUACGUGGAGUUUCUACCUUCAUGCAAGAAAUGCUAGAGACUGCAUCGAUAUUGAAAGGAGCAACUGAGAGGUCAUUAAUUAUAAUUGAUGAGCUGGGCCGUGGGACAUCAACGUAUGAUGGAUUUGGCCUAGCUUGGGCCAUUUGUGAGCACAUAGUUAAAGUAAUAAAAGCUCCAACAUUUUUCGCUACUCACUUUCAUGAGCUGACUGUUUUAGCUCAUGGAAGUUACGGUGACGAGCAAACUUCGAAAAAGCUGCCAGGAGUAGCUAAUUAUCAUGUUAGUGCUCACAUUGACUCAUCAAGUCGCAAACUUACUAUGCUUUACAAGGUUGAACCAGGGGCCUGUGACCAAAGUUUUGGUAUUCAUGUUGCUGAAUUUGCUAAGUUUCCAGAUAGCGUGGUCGCCCUUGCCCGAGCUAAGGCUUCUGAGUUGGAAAACUUUUCGUCAACAGCAGGUGUACCUCAUGCUGCAAAAGAGACAGGAUCCAAACGUAAGCGAGAAGAAGACAAUGAUGAUGUGAGUAAGGGUCACGAGCUGGCACGUCGGUUUCUGAAGGAUUUCUCAGAGUUACCACUCGACAAGAUGGACAUGAAGCAGGCUUUGAAACAUGUGGGCAAGAUGAGAGAGAAGUUGGAAAAGGAUGCAGUGGACUGCCACUGGCUCCACCAGUUCUUCUAGUAAUAUGGUUUGGAGAUGGAAGCAAAAUGCCACUUUCUCAAUCUUAAAAUCUUCCAUCUGUAUAUAAAUGGUAGGUUUAGGCCUUCAGUCUUCAAUCGGGCUUCAGUUGGUGGAUAGCGUGAAUUUUACUCGGAUUUUGGGGUAAGUUUAGGGGUCAAAGUUGUGAAAACCCCCCGUCUAUCCACUGUUUUGUGCGUAGGCGUUUGAACCUCUUUUGUGUUGCGCAAUGGAAGUGUCGAUGCGUUUGCUUGCAUGCUUUGUUUCUGUCUGUACGCAUGUUUAUUAUGUAUGUCGUUAUCUUAUUACGUGUACGAGAGGGGAUGUUUACAUUUUCUGUUAGUGAUUUUUAUUAGCUGUCACCAAAUAUUUACCUAUGUUUAAAGUAUAAGGAGUUGCAAUGUUAAAUUAGUAAAUUUGUGAAACUUGAUGUCACGAAAUUAUUCAAGACUCAUAUGUUGGUGAUUUUCAAUUUCGUGAUGUUUUCUAAGUGCGUCGCCCUUUGCAGAA
Molecule: messenger RNA, 3684 nt
Organism: Striga asiatica
Lineage: Eukaryota; Viridiplantae; Streptophyta; Magnoliopsida; Lamiales; Orobanchaceae
Source: the annotation of a GenBank genome assembly